Molecule: messenger RNA, 2036 nt
Organism: Peromyscus leucopus (white-footed mouse)
Lineage: Eukaryota; Metazoa; Chordata; Mammalia; Rodentia; Cricetidae
Product: 40S ribosomal protein S11-like
Exons: 1
Coding region: 1484-1960 (158 amino acids)
Biological process (GO): translation
Cellular component (GO): ribosome; cytosolic small ribosomal subunit
Molecular function (GO): structural constituent of ribosome
Source: RefSeq, a predicted model, not a curated record
UGUGAGCCAAAGUAAAACUUUCCUUCCUUAAGUUGCUAUUGAUGGGUAUUUUUGUCAUAGCAAAGAGAAAAAUGACAAUUGUAGGAGUUUACAUUGUUAUGAGAUUGCCCAUGUGAUUAUUUAUCUAAACUGGGGCCUCUUAGUUAUAGGAAAGGAUAGCAGAAGAGAUGACACUGGGGCACUGGAUGUAAAUCAAGACAUCUUGUCAACCCAGCUCUAUGCCAUUGAAUUCAACUAUUUUCUGAAAUUUCAGGGUUUUUGUAUCUUGAGGUUGGUAGGUGUUGUUUAGUUACUUUUGGUCUUAUGCCACUGAAUCCUGAACAGUUAAGUAGGAUGUGGGAACAACUUUUUUAAAAAAAAAUCUCUCUUUAAAAAAAAAAAAAACCACUCACAUUUUCUUUCUUUUAAAACUGGACACCCUCUUCAUUACUUAGAACUUGUGAUGGUUGAUGUUCACUGUCUUUAGUGAUCCUGACCUGGGACUGAUCUGAUUUGAGGCGUUGUACCAAGAUGCUACCUUGGGCAUGAGAAGAAAAUUGCAUCCUCAUUUUGGUUAUGGGUGCCACACAUACUCACUUACCACCAGAAGGAAAUCAAAGUUAGGAAAGUUCUUGUCUAUCAAAAGAAACCUAAGACAGAUGAAGACUGAUGUCCCCUUGCCCCAAGAGUUCUUCCAGUGAUAACAAGUACAUAGCCAACUUUCAAGAUUUUGUUGCCUGUGGCUAGGGAGAUGGCUGAGUUGGUAAAGUGCUUGCUUAUCACCUGCUCUUGAGGACCUGAGCUUGAGCUCCAACAUUAUAUGAAAAUACAGACAGGGCUAUGUGGGCCUGGAAUCCCAUUAUUGAAGGAAGUGGGGACAGGGGGUCCAUGGAGCUUGUUGUCCAGCUAAUCUACCUGAAUUGGCAAGUUCCAGGUUCAGUGAAAGAUAAUGUCUCAGAAAAUAGGGUGGAGGGGCUGGGGAGAUGGACCUGUUAGAGAAGUGCUUGAAGACCCAAGUUUGGAUCCCUAGCAUCCUUGUAAAACCCUGCCACAGCUGUGUGUACCUGUAAUCUCAAUGCUGUGGGGGGACAGUGAGUUCCCAGUUCAGAGAGACCUUAUCUCACAAAAUAAGGUGGAAACUAUCAAUAAAGAUAAUCUACAUUCCAACCAUACCCUUCCACACACAUACAGGGUAUGAAAGGGAACCUCUUCCUCUCACCUCCACCCCUCCACACACACAAGGUGUGAGCCACCAGAAUGCAAGAGCAGAAUCCUAUUCAUGAACCUCAUUUUACAAAGAAGUUCUUAGAAGGCUGGGCCAAAGGGGUUCUGAAUUUCUAACAAUAGUCCCAUCAAAUGCAUCUCCCAGAUUGUCUAAAUUGUCUAAAUUUGUUGGAGAGGCCAGCCAUUCUUGAUGCCUCCUCCCACGUGUUAAAAGAUCAAAGUGCCGAAUAAGGAAACCGGGGAGUGAGCCCACCUCCCUUUUUCUCAGGCUGCCGGGAAGAUGGCGGACACUCAGAUGGAACAUGCUUACCAAAAGCAGCCCACAAUCUUUCAAAACAAGAAGCAUGUCCUGCUUGGAGAAACCGGCAAGGAAAAACUCCCUCGGUACUAUAAAAACAUCGGUCUAGGCUUCAAGACGCCCAAGGAGGCCAUCCAGGGCACCUACAUAGACAAGAAAUACCCUUUCACUGGUAAUGUCUCCAUCCGAAGUCGGAUCCUGUCUGGUGUCGUGACCAAGGUGAAGAUGCAGAGGACCAUUGUCAUCUGCAGGGACUACCUCCAUUACAUCCAGAAGUACAAUCACUUUGAGAAGCGCCACAAGAACAUGUCUGUGCACCUGUUCCCCUGUUUCAGGGAUGUACAGAUCGGCGACAUCGUCACUGUGGGAGAGUGCAGGCCCCUGAGCAAGACAGUCUGCUUCAAUGUGCUCAAGGUCACCAAGGCUGCUGGCACCAAGAAGCAGUUAAAGAAGUUCUAAGGGGACUCAGAACAACUCCCCAGAACAAAUAAAGUGGUUUUCUAGCUCACAAAAAAAAAAAAAAAAAAAAAAAAAA